AUGACAAUGCUCAACGACAAUGCCGGCGAAACGUCUGGGAAUGUACCACGUGCAGGAUCCGACUUUGGAAACGAUCAUGCAUACAAUGGACUCCCGACUAGGAGACUGCGACUAAACCAAAAGCCGCACCAUCUUGCUCUUCAUAUCGGUGAUUUUUAUGUUUGCCAGCCGCCAAUUGACAAGCAGGUAGGAAAAAAAGGCUCUUUGGAAGAUCUCUCCGAGAGGGGUCCUUGUCCUCCUUUGGUGUCUAACUCCGAGCGUACAGAGGCUUCAGCUGAUGUAAAUUAG
Messenger RNA from Protopolystoma xenopodis, 288 nucleotides. The record is from the annotation of a GenBank genome assembly. NCBI's taxonomy places the organism in Eukaryota, Metazoa, Platyhelminthes, Monogenea, Polystomatidea, Polystomatidae.